This is a messenger RNA of Tetranychus urticae (two-spotted spider mite), 7423 nucleotides long. Its product is annotated as CLIP-associating protein 2. The record is from RefSeq and is a predicted model, not a curated record. Gene Ontology annotation, molecular function: microtubule binding. Gene Ontology annotation, cellular component: mitotic spindle; cytoplasmic microtubule; basal cortex. Gene Ontology annotation, biological process: mitotic spindle assembly; establishment of mitotic spindle localization. Lineage: Eukaryota; Metazoa; Arthropoda; Arachnida; Trombidiformes; Tetranychidae.
UACUUUCUCAUUAUCUUCUCUUUCUUAUUUCCAUUCUCUCUCUCUCUUCCACUCUUUCAUUAUUUCUCUUUUUCUCCGAGUGACAGUCAGACUCCUUCAAACUCCUUUUCAUCUUAUAGCUUAGGUGAUGAAGAUCAGCAUCUCUAUUCAAUCUACCAUUGAUUUCUUCCCUCUCAUCAUCUUCAUUUCUCCCUUGCUUAUUGUCAAAGUUUCUGGGUUACCGGUUAGGUUUAUGCGCUAACAGGGUUUCCUCUCUUCUCCUUUCUUCUCUCUCUUCUGGUCUCUCUGGUCUCUUUUCCCUCUCUCUCCCUGAUUUUCAACAUUUGUUUACAUCAUUUUAUACUGAUCUUCGGAGAGGUUAAGGGCUUCUCUUGUUUUCCAUUUUUCUUCUCUCAUUUUCACUUUCUUUUUCCUAUUUUUUUUAAUUUUCUUUUUACAAUCCUUUUCCUCUCUAUCCAAGCUUCAAUUUUACCAUCAACUUAUUCAUCAAAAUUGUGAUCUUGUUUUUCUGUGUACCUCUGUAACUGCCAAUAUGCUGUGUGUACAUAUCUUAUCCUCCUACAACAUACAAAGUAUAUAACAUAUCUUUUACCUUUUUUGCUUAUUCCUUCUUAACUCUCCAUCUUAUCACCUUGACAGUGAUAUUUUUUUGUCUAACCAAUCUUUCAUACUUAAACCGUUACACAUUGGUUUCUUAUUAUAUGUAAGUUAAUUGCCAUGGAAACACUGUUAAUUAACUACGAGAGAAAAGAAAAUGUUGGUAAAUGUUCCACUGAAUCAACCUUGAUAGAGCCUUUAAUUGGAGUCGGUUCUUCAACUAGUGUUAACCUGGUCUCUGGUAUUAAAAUAAAUAAUAACCACAUCUUUAACAGUAAACAUCAAGACCAGGAAAAGCAACAUCUAAGUUCAAAUGGGAUUAAUAAGUUGCUUCGGAAAAGUGUUUCUUUACCAUUGGAACCUUGUACUGAUGAACCAGAUUCAUCGUUAAACCAAACCGCCAAUGAUGACACCGAUACUCACCGUAACAGUGUAAACAAUAAAUCAUCGAUAACAAUGUUGAGAGAUAAGGGUUACCUGAAUAUGGCGACAUUUACUCGCAACACUGGCAAUGGAUUAAGUGAAUAUCGAGAUUGUUACAGUGAUUCUAAUACACCAGUUAAAACCAUUUCUCCUGGUCAAUUGUUUAAUAAUCAUGAUAAUGGUUUGUUAACAUGUCAACCAGCCAAAUUUUCAUCACCAACAGAGACAUCACCUCAACAAUCAUCAUUACCAACUGAAACCGAAACACCACCAACAACAAGCGAAUUAUUCCAUUCUCGAUUUAAUGGAUCUUCCUUUUCACCAUCACCACCAUUAACAUCUACACCUUCAAUCAAUAAUUGUAACAGCCAAUCCUCUUCAACUCGUUCCAUGGUUAAUGACCAUUUAUCUGUUUCGUAUUUGGCUGACCAUGAUGUUGACAGUGGACCUAAAAGCUUACCAACUUUCAGUUCAACCCUGUCUUCACCAUCUUCUGGAACAUCAUCAACCUCUUUAACCAACAAAGAGUCUCUCUACUCUGGUUCUGGUUCCAUUGAUGAUGGAUUAUUAACCCAUAAUGGUUCCAUUGUUUGGGAUCGAGAGUCUGAUUGGAUCCUAUUGUUUGAUGAAAUGUUAAAGCUUAAAGGAACCAACAGGCAAGGCUCAGAAGAUUGCAUUUGUCGGCGUAAAUAUUCCGACUCUCUCCGAAUCAAAGCAUCUCAAGGGAUAUCUUCACCUUCAUCAUCUUCAUCAACAACCUCAUCAUUGACACCUUAUGACAAUGACAAUGUGAGUAACAUUUUCAAAUCAACAUUCAAGAUGAACGGCUCAAAGUCAAGUCCGCUUAAACGAGCGGCCUCUUUGCCACCUUCACGUCGCGGUGUCUCACCCAAUAUACGGAUAGCCUCUCAACUUGUCUCUCACAGUCCAGGAGCUGCGGAUGAAGAGAUGUUCAUCAAGUCUUUCGAGGAUGUUCCAAUGGUUCACUUUGGUUCGCUGAAGGAGUUGGACGAUGAGUUGAAUCGUAUAAAGGAAUGGUUGGGUGAAAAAAAUAGUGAUUGGACUAAACGGAUUGAUGGUUUAAAGAGACUUCGAUCAGUUUUAAUGUCCACUUCAACGGAUUUAAAAGAGUUUCUCGAAUGGUUCAAAGGAUUAGAGUUGUCCUUUAUUCCGUGUGUCAAAGAUCUUCGUUCCCAGGUUGUCAGGGAAACUUGUUUUACCAUUGGUUACAUUUCACAAAAGCUUGGAUUAAAGGCAACUCGCUUCUGUGAAAUGUUGCUUCCCAUUUUAAUCUCAUUGAUACCAAAUAGUGCCAAAAUAAUGUCCUCUUCAGCAACCGUUGCCAUAAGGUUUAUCAUACAAUAUACUCGAUCACCGAGAUUGAUUCCCGUUAUCACUUACAACAUGAACUCCAAGUCAAAGGAGAUACGGAAAGCUUGCUGUGAAUUUUUGGAUCAAAUAUUGCAUACUUGGCCCACCUCUGGACUGGAUAAACAUGGAUUGGCUCUUCAGGAAGCCAUUAAAAAGGGAAUCUCUGAUGCUGAUCCAGAAGCGAGACAAUUUGCUCGAAAAGCAUUUUGGGGUUUUGCCGAUCAUUUCAGAGAUGCAGCUGAUGCCUUGCUUCAUUCACUUGAUCCAUCCAAGCAACGUAUACUUCAUGGUGAAGCUGCUUACCAACAGCACACUUUAACAUCAUCGCCAUCUCAUUCGGGUGUUUUAAGUAAAAAUUCAAGUCGAAGUAAUUCUGGUAGCACUGGAUCAUUGAGUCAACCCGAUGGACCUUUUAAUGAGAACAACAAUUGUAAAGUAUCGCCGUUCCUAUUCUCAUCAUCUUUACCAUCUUCAUCGUCUUUAAUUACUCCAGUGAUUCGUAAAGUAUCAACUGGAUCAUCGUCAACAACCUCAUCAGCCUCUUCAUCACCUUUAAAUCAUACCAAAGUACCUGUAGCCAAAAGUUCAACCCAAAACCAAUCAGAGGCUCAAUCUCGUUCAUCUAACAGGCAACUACAGCCUACUUCUUAUUUACCAAGGAUAAGAUGUAAUCUCAAUAAGUAUUCACUGUCAUCUUCACCUUCAUCAACCUCCUCUGGUUCAUCAGGUUCGUAUUUAAAUUCACCUCUUCGAUCGUCCAGUGCCAUUGAUACAGAUGCAGCGAGAAGAGCUCGAACCAGAGCAACGACCAUUUCAUCAACACUUUCAAGAGUCAAUAAAAGUCCACUCAAUGGCUCAAAUGAUGUGAAUGGUCGGAAAAAAGUGCCAACUCCCACCAGUAAUGGCACUAAAGAUUCUGGACGUUUUUCAUCAGAUACCAGACAUCGUUAUUCUGUCCGUUCAUCUCAAUCUCAGCCUAGUAGUCGAUCAGCUUCACCACUUUCUCGUGGUCUGGUCAAUGGAUCACCCGUUAAAUCAAAUGAAACACCUGAAUCUAGACCCAUCCAAAUCAGACGGAAUUCAGGAAUACCAGUGUCAGCCAAUAGUCGAGAAAGUAGUCCAAGUAGAAAUGGUAAACAGCCCAAUGAACUUUCCAGUUCGUACACCAAUGGAACCAAUGGAAACUCUAAUCACCCCAGUAAUGGACAUUUUACCCGAUCACUUUCAAGCGAUUCUUACACUUUAAAGGGAAAACUGUUGCAAUCAAAUAAAGAGGUUGACCUUUCCAUGGCCCAUACAUUGAAAAAUUUAAAUAAUGUACAAAGAAAUCGGUUUGCUCAUGAUGAUCAGUCAGAUAAUGAAAGUGAAACUUCAAGUGUUACCUCAGAUUUCUCAUUUGCUGCUCGUAAUAUUGAGGAGGUUUCAGAUAUCAUUUGCAACUUAUCUAGUUCUCAAUGGAUGGAUCGGAAGGAAGGUUUACUUGACCUGAAUCUAUUUCUUCAACUUGGUCCUCGAAGUCUUAACCAGUUUGAAUUGAAACGUAUAACUGAGAUUUUCAAUAAAAUGCUAAUGGAUCCGCAUAUUAAGAAUCAUUCACUACUUUUCAAGGCUCUGAAUAACCUGAUUACAAGUCACAAGAACCAUCUUUAUGACUGGUUAUACCUUCUGAUGACCAGACUGUUUAUGAAAAUUGGAUCCGUUGGUUUGGCGUCCUUAACCGCCAAAGUAAACAAGACUCUGGAUACAAUUUUUGUUUCUUUUCCUGUUGACAAUCAAUUUAGCUGUUUAGCUCGCUUCUUAUCGGAUCAAUCACAAACGUUAAAUGAAAAAUCUAAACUUCGUGUGAUCAGUUAUAUUAACCGAUUGAUUAGUAAGAUGGUCCCUGUAGAUUGUUACUCACCAGACAAACAUGAUCUUCAGUUGAGUCUGAUGAAAAUUAUUUCUUGGACAAAUGAUCCUAAAUCAAGUGAACUCCGCCGGCAGUCAAAAGAAGCCCUGAUUAACUUGUUUACCCUUAAUCGCCAGCGGAUUUACACCAUUGUCUAUCAACUGCCCAAAAGUUAUCAAGAUACUGCUUUUACUUUAAUCCAUUCAAGAAAACGUCCGUCUGAUGAUAAAUCAUGUUUUACCUCAUCUGCGGUUCUUGCGCCAAGUGCCUCCCUUCUUCAGGAUUCUUCCAUGUUUAUGUCAUUAAACAUUCGUAAUGGAUCAACCUUUGAGUCAACCUUUGAUGAAACGGAAAACCUUAAUCCAGAUGAAAUUUAUCAUUCACUUUUACGUACCACCGAUGAGAUUCAAAAAUACAAGUUUAACGGUGGUGUUGAUGAUGAUUUAGAUGAACGGUUAACAUCAAGUCUAAUCUAUAACCGUAACUCAUCUUUUGCUUCAGCACCUUCCUCAUCACCCUCAUCGCCAUCAUCCUCUACCAGCAAGACUCCAUCAUCAUCAUCGUCAUCUACAUCAAAUAAAUCAACUAAUAAUGUUGUUUCCUCUUCAAACCUUAUCAAUGGUUCCCAAUCUAAGUCAUUAUCAUCUAAAACAUCCAGAUCAAAUGGUAAAAAGAGUGAGAUUUUACAUGAUAAGCGUAAUAGCAACAAUAAUAACUAUAUUAAUGGCUAUCAUCGUCAAACAACUAACGGAAUUGAAGGCAAAAUUGUAAAAAACCACCAUUUGAUCACACCUUUAACAGUAGACACUAAACCCAACAAUUCAACAAUUUUAUUGCGAUCAGAUGAAUCCACAAUUAAUCGUGCUAACCAAUCUAACUUGUCAGCCAAUAAUGACCAUUUUCACCAUCACCAUUACCAUCAUAAUCAUCAUCCUAAUAGUAAUGGUCAUUCAAGUCCAACCAAGAAUGGUCAUGAAACAGUUACUAAUAAUUUGAUCAGUAGUCUCAAAAAUGGACACAGUAAGGAUAAUGAUUAUCAAAAGUAUGCGCUUAAUGAGCUUAUCGAGUUGAUUAAAGAUUCUAAAUUAGAUCUAUCGCGCCAUUUUCGUGAUAUGUUAAAAAUAUUACUGGACAAGAUGGCGGACGAAGGAAACCCAACAGUUCGCCAGUUGGCGUUGCGAAUUCUUCGUGAGCUUCUUCUUAAACAACCUUCUCUCUUCUCUGAUUACACUGAGCUCACGGUGCUCAGAGUUUUAAAUGCUUCAAAAGAUACAGAUAAAGAGGUUCAACGAAUCUCUGAUUUAGUUUCAGCUACUGCUGCUUCAGUUCUUCCUGCUGAUUCGUGUCUCAAAAUCCUUAAAUCAGCCAUGAACUCAGGUGAUGGAGCAACGAGCCAAGCAGCUAUUAAAAUGUUAUCUAAGUUCAUUGAAAGGCAAGAUGAAGAUCAGAUUGAAGCUCUGCUUCCAGAUAUAAUGCCGUCUCUGAUUCAGGCCUGUGAUAAUAGAGAAAGUUCAAUACGUAAAUCAGCUAUAUUCACCUUGGUUGCCAUUUACAAUCGCAUUGGUGAUCGUUUAAACCCACACAUUGCAAAUCUUAAUGGAAGCAAAUUGAAACUGUUGAAACUUUACAUUGAAAGAGCCCAAGCCAGUGGAACAAAUGGAUCAGAAUAUUCAUUUUCAUAAUUUAUUUUUUGCUCCAUCCUAUUAAAUUAAACCAAAGGAAAACGGAAUCCAAACUGGAUCAAAGGGAAAGGCUAUUUUAAUGUGAAAUCAACGUGAAAAGCAAACCAUUUUUACAUCAACUUUAACUUUUUGCUCAAACAGUCUCCGCCAACGCUAAGCAAGACCAAACGGAAACAAAAUGAACUGUGUGCCACAGUAAAAGCAAUUGUGUUUCAAUCACUUCACAAAUCAUUUAGAUCGGCAAUCAUGUUGGACGUAGCAAAAUUAUCCUCAAAGAUACUAACUCCAAUAACAAAGACUUAAAUAUAAUAGAAUGGCAAUUUUUUAGGAUUAGAAACUUUCAUGGCCCUUUAAUUUAAAUAUCUUAUGGUGUCAAAAUGUUUUUAAAUCAAUAACCUGCUUACCUUGAUCCCAAAUCAAAUGAAAUUGUUUUUAAAAUAACCUUUAAUUGUGAUUAUUGUCCAACUUUCUUAACAUUAACUGAUUCUACUUUUUUCUUACCCUUUAUCUCUAAUGUGCCACGACCUUAUUGAGUGCCAUUACGCAUAUAUUUGAUGGCAAUACGCAGUUAUGAAAGAAGCAUUUAUCAACACAAAUCAUUGAACUAAUUAAGCUACAAAUUACUGCAAAGGAAAUUCAACUUGGAAACUAAUCGUGAUCAUUUUUACUACAAGAUUAUCUCAUUGAUUCAACAUUAUAUCACUACAUUACAAUAUCUAUUUACACACUCAUUUAUAUACAAUAUACAUAUAUAUAUAUUUGAUUUGAUAUUAUGUAAAUUAGAGGUUAAUUGAACAAAAAUUUUCCUCAAAUCCUAUCAAUACGUAAAGGAUUGAAGGUUGUGCUUGUUUCUUGUGUUUAUUUCAUCCUUUAUCAAUCAAAUGUAAUGAAAAAUCAUGAAAACAAUGUGAAAGAUUGUAAAUGUUUCUCAGUGAGAUUCUAGGCAAGUGAGAUUUUUUAAACUGUUUUAAUUUCAUUACACGUUUUUUAAUCUUAUUCAAUAUAAUCAAACUGAUCAGAUUUAUAAAUUAUUUUCCCUCGCAGUGCUUAGCCCGAUUGAAUCAUUAUUAGAUCUUUCACCUUGCUUUCUGAUUAUGUCACAUCAACAGUUCUCUUUUAACAGCUAUUACUGUUCUAAUUUACUAAUAUUGACUUUUUUCAAACACUGUAAACACCAUCAAUACGAUGGAAACGAUUUUUGUUUUGUUUCCUUAUAAUUAGCUGAUCAACACUAAUUAUAUUAAUGAUGCGAUUGCUUUUUGUUUUCAGGUAUGCUUUCAUCAAAUGAGUAUUUUAUCCUGAAUCCUUCGUUCUUUCAAUUGAUUUAUCUGCAAUGCAAUAUAAUCAAAAAAAAACCUUUAUAUAAACAACCUGAUUUGUUCACUUGUUCACAGCAAAUAUAAUAUUAUUAACUUUGCAUUUUAACUACAAUUAAAGAAACGAUAACUUUUUUCAAACCGAA